Penicillium chermesinum is the source of this 336-nucleotide messenger RNA. RefSeq lists its product as uncharacterized. The transcript has a single exon. The coding region runs from base 1 to 336 and encodes 111 amino acids. The record is from RefSeq and is a predicted model, not a curated record. NCBI's taxonomy places the organism in Eukaryota, Fungi, Ascomycota, Eurotiomycetes, Eurotiales, Aspergillaceae.
AUGUCGAUACUAACCAUUGACCACUGUCUCAGGGCCCCUCUUCCUCUCAUGAUCUCCGCCGUGGAAAGCACCACCAAGACCCUUCUUAAGCGUGAAGAUGCAGGGAGAUUCUCCCUCUACGUUUUUGCUAUAAUUGUCGGUUGUGUGGCUGCCGUGCUGAUCGGCUGUGGUAUUUGGAGCAUGUAUAAUGGAGACCCAGAAGGAGACGUGUACCUUGACAUUCCUUCUCACCAGAGGAAAUACAUGCGCGAAGUACGACUACGAGGCCUCAACAACCUGGCUUAUCUGGCUAGAAGGCCCGAUAUGGUUAUUCCCAUCGACCAGGUGGAUUAUUAG